Molecule: messenger RNA, 358 nt
Organism: Staurois parvus
Lineage: Eukaryota; Metazoa; Chordata; Amphibia; Anura; Ranidae
Source: the annotation of a GenBank genome assembly
AUUGGAGAGAGUUCCCUUCACUAUGUCCCAUAGCCAAAACAGGAAGUGAGAGGAAAUCCAUCCAAAGUGAGGGAAGCCCUGGUUGUCAUCAGAACUACUGUCCCUAUUGGAAAAUUUCCCAUCUCUUCUUGUUCACUAGUGUCAACCCACAAUUAUCCUAAAGUGGUCUUGCAUGCAGGGGCGGACUGACAACUCAUGGGCCCCCCGGGCAAUAGGGGAUCAUGGGGCCCCUGCGUCCUUGCCCAAACUCAAAAACGCCUAUGAAAAAGGUACCAGGGGCAUCUCAUGGGGCCCCCUACUGACCCAGACCCUCGGGCAGUGCCCGAGUUUCCAAAUGGUCAGUCCGCCCCUGCUUGCA